Anopheles maculipalpis is the source of this 1170-nucleotide messenger RNA. RefSeq lists its product as uncharacterized. The transcript is spliced from 6 exons. NCBI's taxonomy places the organism in Eukaryota, Metazoa, Arthropoda, Insecta, Diptera, Culicidae. The record is from RefSeq and is a predicted model, not a curated record. The coding region runs from base 95 to 1138 and encodes 347 amino acids.
AUGAUUGCGGGCCACUGUUGCAAGCCAAGGCACAGGCGUCGGAAGUGGGAAAAGUUCCAUUUUUCCCGUGCGAAACUUCUGAAUCCGGUGCGAAAUGGGCAACUGCCUCAAAGGAUGCCUAUCCGACGACACCAAUGGAGGGAUGAGCCGAACACGGAUGAAUGCCAGUGAUAGUCAGUACGAGAUCCUGAUCGAGGGUAUGCAGUGCACGGAUGGCCACCAGGAAGGCGGUGGCAGCGGUGGCACUGGUGAUGAUGGUGAAUUGCAAGAAGCAAUAAAAAUCAAAUCAAAUCGUAAAUCAAACUUUUUCAACAAGUUCUGGACGAAAACGAAUGUGGACUACGCAAGACUGAACAAAGCAAAACACAAUAAUUUUUCGAAACGCGCUGUCACCGCUGGCGGAAACUCAAGUAAACAUAAUCAACAUCCAAGGACGGGAUUGGACAUUCAACUGCAGUGCCUCGAUGCACAUUCUUUGCUGCUCGUGUCGAAGGAUGGCCAUCGGAAAAACAACGGUUACAACGAUUUGCAAACGGACCAAACAUCCACGCCGGGCAGCUCGCUCGAUUUGGAGUGGGAAAAUGAUUACGGUUAUCAGCAAAGUCAGUGGUUAUCACAAGAGGACGAUCAAAUGGGAUCUUCGCAGCUGCAAAGCUUUCCUGCCUCGGUGCAGGAAUCGGUGUUUAAAAUCGAAGAGUGGUCUACACUCAAACGCAGCAAGGAUCGAAUCAAUGCCCUUCGCAAACUGGAUUACCAGCACCCGAUCACGCACCAGGCACAAAGCAGUCGAUCCCACUUAGUAUCCACAAACUCCCCCGGACCGGUAGACGUUGCUGGUUCACUCGAUUGCAUACAUCCAGUGCCGAGUUUUCGCCCAUUCCCAUCCUUUGAACAGCACACCGCGAGUCUCACAAGUGUGGACAGAAUGACGCACGGUGAGUCGUCGGACCUUUCACACAUAUCAUCAACACCGGAGGGGUCACUGGAAUGGGACAUCGAUCAGGAUCGACAGCUAAAGUCGGAGAAUGAAUCGUUGGAUUACGACACCAAGGAAUUGCUGCUGGAGAUUGAACAGCUAAAAAAUCGUGUACUCAACGAAACUGGUGCAACGCUGAAGGAUGAUUUGCCGAGCAGCUGAUCGGACAGUGGUAGGAAUGGGGAUGAUGUGGA